UUGUUCAUUAUAAUUUUUAUUAUCAUGGAUAUGAUUAAAAAGCAAUUGCUGCAAGCAUGUAUUAAUCAUGGCAGCAUGAAACUUGAAAUUUUCCAACGUAUGUUAAGGGACCUCUGUAAAGCAUAUGAAAUAUCCGAAGAAUCUUUCGUUACUGUUGAAGAAUUGACAAUAUUAAUUAACGAGAUUAACGAAAAUAUUAAUCAAUAUGAUCAAAUGUUAACCAUUGUCAAACAUCCGCUAAAUAACGAAGAGUAUGUAGUUUUUGCCAUGUUAAAAUCAAAUUUAGCUUGUAAAUUUCAACCCCAAUACACUGAUAACGAACGAAAAUAUUUUUACAAGUUACUUGAAACAUUGGCAAACAGUGAAGAUUUCGGUAUCGAAUGGAAUGACAUCUACAGCGUGGCCAAUACACUACCGACGAAUGCACAACAUCCCAUUUCCAAACAACGCAUACAAGAUUUAGAAGAUCAGUGGACUUCUCAAGGUUACUUUAUUGCUAAAGAUCAUAAAAUAUUCUUCGGGCCUCGCACCAUUGUGGAGUACGGCAAUUAUCUGAAAAAUCACUUUCCUGAGUUUAUUAAAGAUUGCGUGUUAUGCAGUAAAAUUGUAUUUUGGGAUAUAAAAUGCAACGAAUGUGAAGUAAAAUUGCACCGGGAAUGCAUACGUAAAUAUUUGUCAAAAAAAACCAACUGCCCUAAUUGUAAAAAAAAGUGGAAUACGCAUUUGUAAGCAUUUUUUCUUGCUUAUCUUCUGAGUAAAAUAAAGGAGUUUAUUGUUCUUAAUACAAUUUAAAUAAAUAAUAAAAGGGUAUGAGUAAAAUCAGAG
Glossina fuscipes is the source of this 825-nucleotide messenger RNA. It is a transcript of the gene Nse1, whose product is annotated as non-structural maintenance of chromosomes element 1 homolog. Gene Ontology annotation, molecular function: ubiquitin-protein transferase activity. The coding region runs from base 25 to 729 and encodes 234 amino acids. The record is from RefSeq and is a predicted model, not a curated record. NCBI's taxonomy places the organism in Eukaryota, Metazoa, Arthropoda, Insecta, Diptera, Glossinidae. Gene Ontology annotation, cellular component: Smc5-Smc6 complex; nucleus. The transcript has a single exon. Gene Ontology annotation, biological process: DNA damage tolerance; double-strand break repair via homologous recombination.